AUGGAGAACUAUUCAGAAACUAUGACUAUUCAUCCAGUGACAAUUGACAAUAGGAGUGUUUUUCAUAAUGAAAGCGACCUUUUUGGAAGAAAUGAAGAUGUAGCCAAGAUAGAGAUAACCGUGCUCAGUAUCACCUUUGCUGUCGCUGUCAUUGGGAACUUGAGUGUUUUAAUGGCUUUAUCCAGGACCAAGAAAAAAAUCUCCAGGAUGCAUCUCUUUAUAAAGCACCUCAGUUUGGCAGAUCUGAUGGUUGCUUUUUUCCAGGUCCUGCCUCAACUUUGCUGGGAGGUAACUUUUCGCUUUUCUGGUCCAGAUUUUCUUUGCAGAAUCGUGAAACAUCUCCAGGUUCUGGGUAUGUUUGCCUCUACCUACAUGCUGGUUAUGAUGACUGUGGACCGUUAUAUUGCCAUAUGCCACCCGCUGAAGACUCUCCAGCAACCUACCAAAAGAUCGUAUUUGAUGAUAAUCAACACGUGGUUACUUAGUUUUCUUCUCAGCAUACCUCAGUACUUCAUCUUUUCUCUGAGUGAAAUUGAAACCGGUUCCGACGUCUAUGACUGCUGGGCACACUUUAUAGAGCCAUGGGGUGUUAAGGCAUAUAUUACUUGGAUAACUCUUGGUAUCUUUCUCAUUCCAGUUUUGAUACUAGUGAUCUGCUAUGGUUUUAUCUGUUAUAACAUCUGGAAGAACAUCAAAUACAAAACCCAGAAAAACCAAGGCGAAACAGCGUUCAAAGACGGAGUGAUCACGUCAUGUGUUAGCAGUGUGACAACGAUAUCCAGGGCCAAAAUGCGAACUGUGAAAAUGACUUUUGUCAUUGUUCUGGCGUACAUUGUUUGUUGGGCUCCUUUUUUCAUUGUGCAGAUGUGGUCAGUCUGGGAUCCAACUUUCGCUUGGGAUGACUCCGAAAACACCGCAGUGACACUAUCGGCUCUGCUAGCAAGCCUGAACAGCUGCUGCAAUCCUUGGAUAUACAUGUUCUUCAGUGGGCAUCUCUUGCAAGAUUUUGCACACUGCUUCCCCUGCUGCCAGAAGGUAAAGCGUAAGUUUAAGAAAGAGGAAUCGGACAGCAGCAUCAGGAGGAACACUGUGUUAACGAAGAUCCCCAACAGAAGUCCAACCUCUAGCACAGGCACCCGUGGCAGGUCUAACCCAGCAGACAGCUGAAUCUGUUUCUCAUUGAUAAUGUGUAGAACAUUAUGAGACAAGGAAUGACCAGGCAAUUGAACUAUUGGAAGGACUGACUUUGGUCAUCUGUUAUUUUCAGUGAAUUUUAAGGAAUGUUAGGCUAUCUAAACCUACUAAUUGCCUGGUAUUUCACUUCAGGUAAAUUAUUGAAAAAAAAAAAACUUUUUUUUUUGCUUAACAUUCUCUAUAAUUUCUGAAUAAUCGUAGCAAGGACAGUGCAAGGGCAAUUUGAACACAGAGGUUGGGAAAAAAGAAUUAUGUACAGAGCAAAUGCAGCGUGUAGCAGUCUUCAGCCUAUCGCAUGCGGUCUGAACAUGUGUGUUUCCUCAAUAUAACUUGCAUGCAUGAUCGGUAGGAUAGGACGGGUGCACGUCACCAUUUGUUUCAUAUUAAACUAGGGCUCGUUGUCUCUGAAAAAAAAAAGCUGGCCUUAACUACAUUUUACAUUGCAUUCCAAUACCCCUCACUGUUUUCCAUCACCUAACAGUCUGGUUAACCUUCAUAAAUAUACAUGUUUCAAGAUUUGAUUUAUAAUAUCCAAAGGGUCAGUUCGUGGACAAGUUCAUGACCAGCUUGUACAUUAAGCCUUUUUUUUUUUUUUUUGCUUGGAGCUUAAUCCUAAGAAGAGUCAAUU
Molecule: messenger RNA, 1822 nt
Organism: Polyodon spathula (Mississippi paddlefish)
Lineage: Eukaryota; Metazoa; Chordata; Actinopteri; Acipenseriformes; Polyodontidae
Product: arg8-vasotocin receptor-like
Exons: 2
Coding region: 1-1167 (388 amino acids)
Biological process (GO): G protein-coupled receptor signaling pathway; regulation of systemic arterial blood pressure by vasopressin; positive regulation of vasoconstriction
Cellular component (GO): membrane
Molecular function (GO): peptide binding; vasopressin receptor activity
Source: RefSeq, a predicted model, not a curated record